AUGCUUAAUUCUCUUUCAAAAACCGAAAUUGGACUAACCUCUCCGAAUGCUGGAGCAAUUGGUGGUGGACACUUUUCUCCUGACAACAUCAGACCAGUGGGGGCAGCAGUGACAUUCUUCGAAUCGUCUGGAACAUCAUCUGCAGCUGUCACAUUCUGUCCCACUACCAAUUUCUCUGGUGCUCCUUUUGGAACGCCUUUAGCUGGUCCUUUUCUCAACAGAACAGAGACACAAGUACCAGGUAACGGAUUCCAGACACCAUUAGAACAUAAAGCAGUCGGAGAUCCGGAAAGAGUUGUUCCAAUAUUACAGAGAACAGUUGCAGAUGUUCCAGUUGGAUAUGGUCCCAAUCCAAGUGCACUAUACACAAGAGUUCCUCCCAGUGGGUCACCCAAUCGGCCACAGGAUGUUCCUCCUAUUUCGUUUCCAGUCAAUUCACACAAACCAAGUGAUGCGGGAGUCCAGAUUCCAUUCGAGCAAGUUGAUGCCAUUAUUCCUAAAAACAUUUCUUUAAGAUUAAGAAAAACAUUGUACACAUACCUGUUGGUACGUAUCCAACUUGACAAGUAG
Molecule: messenger RNA, 570 nt
Organism: Caenorhabditis remanei
Lineage: Eukaryota; Metazoa; Nematoda; Chromadorea; Rhabditida; Rhabditidae
Exons: 1
Coding region: 1-570 (189 amino acids)
Source: RefSeq, a predicted model, not a curated record